This is a messenger RNA of Salvelinus namaycush (lake trout), 855 nucleotides long. RefSeq names its product capping protein inhibiting regulator of actin dynamics-like. The transcript has 5 exons. Lineage: Eukaryota; Metazoa; Chordata; Actinopteri; Salmoniformes; Salmonidae. The coding region runs from base 41 to 634 and encodes 197 amino acids. The record is from RefSeq and is a predicted model, not a curated record.
UGAAGACUGCUCGAACACAGAAACCAUCCCAAGGAGAAAUAUGAGUUUCUCUGACCUGACUUCACCCUCCGACGUUUCUUCCAUGAGCGAAAAACAACUCGAGAAGUUGGUUGAACAACUUCAAGAUGCGAUCAGUAAUGUCAACGAGGAACUGAACAUCACCAAGGAAGAGAGAGAGGCUGUGGAUAAGACCGUCAAAAGAGGCACUGAAGACCUGAACCGGAGGAUGGUGAUGGCGACGCAGACAGGCGGAGUGGGUGAGGCCCUGUUGGAGCUGGAGACAUCGAGGCUGAGGAGGGCUGAGCUCGUCCAGCAACUGGACUGGAUUAAUAGGUCACAGGGAAAAGCAUCAAAGAAGAAACGGAAGGACGUGGAUAAAAUUGACAAGGUGUUGGAGUCUCUAGCAGAGAAGGAGAAGAGUUUGAACCUCCAGUGUCUGGCGAUGAGGAAGUCUCUAGCAGAGACCCAGUCUCGUUGCCUAGAAGAAAAUCAAUCACUACAAGUGAGUCAGGCCUCUGGUUGGGUGAAGUUGGAAAAGCUGGAGGAAUCUACCAAGCCAGGCCCACGGAGAGGUCUACAACCACAAGGCCAAACAGCAGACAACAAGCCAACAAGACACAGAAGACCGAAGUGACGAGCUGUUUAGAUGCUGUUAGUAGGUAGAAUUGUUUACAUUAUGAUUGGUGAAAUCUAGACACUUUAAAACCAGAUUUUUGUGGUAGACAUUUAGAAAGAUUUGUAUUAGUAGUUUUGAUGCAUUGGGAUUAUAAAUUGAGAUGCAGUUUUAGUAUUAUCUCUGAGCAACUGUUGAAUAUUUUUCUGUGAAAUAUUUACUGUUCAAUAAAUUAACGUAAU